Messenger RNA from Capronia coronata CBS 617.96, 798 nucleotides. RefSeq lists its product as uncharacterized. The transcript has 2 exons. Lineage: Eukaryota; Fungi; Ascomycota; Eurotiomycetes; Chaetothyriales; Herpotrichiellaceae. Bases 1 to 798 code for a protein of 265 amino acids. The record is from RefSeq and is a predicted model, not a curated record.
AUGCCGGCCCCCCAACUGCAGCAUAUCGCGCAAGAGCUCGUCUAUCUCGUCGAUGGAAUCGCCCACUUUCCCCCCAACACCAAUCGAACCCACGGCGACAGCAGCAACAACACCGUCCAGAACAUACCUGCGUCUCCAGCCCAGGAAGGCUCCCCCACCGACGGCUCGAUCACCAGUGAUUUCCACGGUAGCAGGACCAACACUGCCACCGACCCUCCCAACAACCACGCCGAUACUGGCAGUGUCGACAGCGACCCCCCAGAACAAGUCGGAUCAUCUCCUCCCAGCCCAAAGAUCCCAAGUCCAGCCCCGCCCGCCAUGGUCAACGACACAAUUGACAUCCCAAGCAGGCGCGACGUCACGUCCGCCGAGCUGUGCGCAUCCUUGGGCAUGACGGCGCAAGAUUUCGAGGAGUUCCGGACCAUCACGCGCCAAACGCAUCGUCGAUUUCGUCGGACCUCCUUCUCGACCAUCACCACGCCGUCGUCGCGCAUCAUCGCCGACGCCACCAUCGAUUGGGAUAAGAUCCCGCCGCACCUGCAGCAAGCCAUGACCGAUGAUGUGAUCCGGCGCUGUGGCCGUCGCAGCUUGUUCCCGGCCAUAUGGACCAUGGAGGUCAUCGAGCACGCCGUUGGGCAUCGUCUCUCGAUUCUCCGUCGCCAGUGGCAGUCCACUUGGGACUCCCGCUUCGAUGUUGAGACCAGGCCAUCUGCCUCGACGGGUCAAGGUCAAGGCCCUGGUGAGAAUGGCGACCAGAGCCAGAGCCAGAGCCAGAGCCAGAGCCCGAGAAACCUCUGA